Drosophila willistoni is the source of this 1259-nucleotide messenger RNA. RefSeq lists its product as uncharacterized. Gene Ontology annotation, molecular function: protein binding. Gene Ontology annotation, biological process: mitotic cell cycle; spindle organization; establishment of meiotic spindle localization. The record is from RefSeq and is a predicted model, not a curated record. NCBI's taxonomy places the organism in Eukaryota, Metazoa, Arthropoda, Insecta, Diptera, Drosophilidae. The transcript has 4 exons. The coding region runs from base 68 to 1195 and encodes 375 amino acids. Gene Ontology annotation, cellular component: spindle pole.
AUAUAUGUACAUAUAUAGAGUAUAAAUAAAACAAGUUCGAGCAAGGCUCGAAAUAUUUUAUUGCAUAAUGCCGCAACUGACACCAAUAAAUCUUUUAAAUCGUCGCGCGACUUUUUCAUUUUCCUCAAAAACUGAAUCUGCCAGUAAUGAAACUGAUUCAGAAGAGAUUUUCUACCAUGGCAAGCCAAUUAUAUUUCAGACAAAAAGAAUUGACAACUUUGGGACUUCCAAUUAUCAAUCUGUACUCGACAUUCAAACUGUAUUGCUCGAGUAUAAGCAAUUUCGAGCUGCUCGCACUAUACAACGAGUAUUUCGCAGUUGGCAUGAAUAUCAUAAAUAUAGAAAGAUGAAGAAAGCCGCCAUUGUCAUACAGAAAUGGUGGCGACGUUUCUUCCAAAUGAAUUACUAUUACCAUAGAACGGAGGAGAUAAUGCAAAAGUGUAUACUUGAUUAUUAUCAUAAGAGUGCCACUAAGAUACAGGCCUUAUUUCGAGGCUGGUGGUCUCGCAAAUAUCUUUACGAUUUCUUCCAAUUAAAGAGAAUUAAUAUUCAUACUUUGAGUGAAUUGCUCUUUUGCAUUGCUUGUGAAAUGAAAGCUAUGAAAUAUAAGGGUCUUUUACCAGGCGUCUAUUCCUUGCGUAAUUCUCCAUGCCUUUUAAAGUGUGAAAAAUUUCUCUCCUCACACGAUUUUCGUUUUCACAAUGAACUUAUUCAAACCGAAUGGAACUCAAUUCAUACACACCUAAAUGAUUGUCGUCGCUCGUUCCAAGAUGCUUUUAUGUAUACCCGUGUUCCGUAUCCGGGGCAUAAUUAUUAUGAUCUCUGUCAGAAAAUCUAUGAGCCUCAAGCUGUUAAACCAAGGUCCAGCAAAAUUGACAAUAAAAUCCUAAGGACUAUUGCUAAAUUUACAUCUGCCAGAGAUACUUACAAGCAGCGUCGACAAAAGAAAUUUACUAGGGGCUGGGAAGCUCAUAAAAUGCCUAACCAAAAGGCAAUAAGGCUGAAUAAAAAGUUUUGCGGACAACUUAUGAAGAGUAUGGAACAUUGGCGUAACAUUGACGGCACUCUCAUAUUCCCUAACAAUCUGUUGGAAAAAUAUAGUUGUUUGAAUUUAAUAUUUCAAUCAGUUAAUGAGCAAGCUAAACCAAUAUCAGAGAUAUGCAUACCAGGAUGUAUAUCAAUGGCUGUGGAAUGAUUAUUAUAUUCUUUCUAAAGUUCAAUGAUUUAAAUUAUAUUUUUUGUAAAGCUUAAUACAAAAC